This is a messenger RNA of Aspergillus glaucus CBS 516.65, 1668 nucleotides long. RefSeq lists its product as uncharacterized. The transcript is spliced from 3 exons. The record is from RefSeq and is a predicted model, not a curated record. Bases 1 to 1668 code for a protein of 555 amino acids. NCBI's taxonomy places the organism in Eukaryota, Fungi, Ascomycota, Eurotiomycetes, Eurotiales, Aspergillaceae. Gene Ontology annotation, molecular function: DNA-binding transcription factor activity, RNA polymerase II-specific; DNA binding; zinc ion binding. Gene Ontology annotation, biological process: DNA-templated transcription; regulation of DNA-templated transcription.
AUGAAGCCCGUUUAUCGGUCUUCUGUUGCUUGUGCGGCGUGUCGCUACAAGCACCACCGCUGUGACGGACAGAAGCCAGCAUGCUCCCGCUGUAUUGCAAGUGCGAGGGAGUGCAUCUAUCCUCUUUCGCGGCGUCGCGGAAAACAAAGAGAAAGACAGGCUCGAUUGGCCUCGCCCGUUAUGGACAGUGAGAGCUCCAUACGACCUGCUCUUCAGGCGGCCCCCAAUGCUACUGAUACUGUUUCGACCUGUUGCAACGAAAGCAUCAACCCAAUUCUCUUGGAUCUGUACUAUGAGUUCUUCCAUGCAGCCCAUCCGUGUAUUAUUCCUCGUGUCUAUCUGGAUAAGCAUCUUACAGAAGACGCACUUCGUCUGCUUGCGUCGGUGAUUUGCUACAUUGGUUCGCUAUUCUCAGAAUCGAUAUCCGAUGAAUUGCAGAAAAACGUUGAGGUUGCAUUGAUGGAGAUUCGAACGGGAAGCCGUACUGUUACUGGAUUCGAUGUGCAAGCAAUGCUCCUUUACUCAAUCGCCGUAUAUUGGUGUAACGAGGCCGAGCACGGCACCGCGUUGCUCGACGAAGCGAUCCAGCUGGGUUUGGGACUUGGAAUGAACAGAAAGGAAUUUGCCGUGCUCCAUGGACAGAACAGUCCUGUCCUUGAGGAAAGCUGGCGGCGCACCUGGUGGUUGUUCUAUGUUACGGAUGCACACAUUGCCGGCAGUACCCAUACUUUUCCAUUCCGGACAAGCAAUAUUGACAUCACGGUUGAUCUACCUUGCGAGGAGCAAGAGUAUCACUCUGGGAAUAUACCGCCGGCAAAAAGUAUUGAAGAUUACGACAACCGCGAAUUUUUCGCUGAUGAUGAAUUACUAUUCUCGUCAUAUGCAGAACUCAUCGGCUUGACGCGAGGAAUUGAACACGCUUUGCUUCCCGGAAGCACCGCAGACGCACAGUUAUACAAAUCGAUGUGUGCAAAUGCCGACACGAGUGUCAGAGCGUGGCACGCCCUUCUUCCUACCUCGAAACGGCGUUUGAUCUGCAGCGACGGUUCUGUGGACGAAGUUAUGUUCAAAGCCCUGUUCAUCAUGCAUACGUAUACCGUUGAGAUUCAUCGCCCACUGUCCACGUUGGCCUAUAGUCCCAUUGAAGCGGUAUCGCGAUGCGCUCCAUUAGCCCCGUCCGAACAUCUACAGUGCUCUGACAAGGCAGCAUCAGAACUGCACACAGUCAAAUGCCUAUCAGCUGUUGAGAAUCUCGACCACCUCCUUACGCUUCCAACCAAUCUCAACGCUCACUCCCCGUUCCUGAUCUGCAUGAUUGCCAACGUCACCAUCGCACAUCUCUCAGCCUGUCGAUACAUUCUUCAAGGCGAAAAGUUGGUCACCAGCCGUGAGAAGAUCCGCCUGACCAUGGGUACAUUGAAACGUCUUAGCGAGCACUGGAUCCUCGGAAAGCGGACCUACCGGGAGAUUGGUAUCAUUGCCCGGGAGAUACUGUCAUUGACAGCACGCUCAGCUACUGUGCCAGCAAACACGAAUUUUCCCCAACCAGAUGAGCCAUUAAUGAACUUUGACUCAUCUGAGAUUCCAUUUGAUCUGAACUUUGACUUCUGCGCACCUUCAGACGACCAGUUCUCAAAUUUGAUGGAGACAAUACAAGCAUCAAGUUGA